CCAUCCACGUGCACCAGGGCGCCAGUGGAGGGCGUUCGUGUCCGUGUAUAGGUCAAGUGGUUUGCGCUCCUGUUUGCGUGGUAAGGUAAAUAAGGAGUUUUGACCUCAUGGCGCAGAGACGCGCGCCGAGUGUGUCCGAAUGACGACCCAAGCGCUCUCCAUUAUGAACAUGUAUCGUUCAUUUUUCUAACAUACUGUUUCUUCAUCGGUUGGAGUCACUUUGACCUCGUGGAAGUCGAAAGCGAACCACGCCUGCUGUGGUGGAAGUGACACACAGGAAGAUCGUUUACAUUUUGCAACAGUAGUUCCUCAUUCAUGUUGGUCUGUCAUGGCGGGCGACAUGAUGAUGCUAAUGCGAGGCCUGGCUAAGCUGAGUCAGGCCGUCGUGGAGACGCAGGGCACUGCCCUGCGUGGAGGGACAGGAAGCCUUCCUGCUGUCGGUGCUGCUGUACAAAGCUUCCAGUCGGCCGCCGAGCAAGGAAUCGCCAUGGUGGUGACGAAAGCACAGGAGCUGAGUCAACAGCAAGCCUCCUCCUCGUCCGAGUUUCCUCAGGACGACUUCUCCCCGUCCGAGUUCAGCGAGUUUGACGAAUUCGCGGCCGAUCACCCUGCUGGCGCUAACAAGGGAUCAUCUGAUCCGAGCCCAGCGAGUGGGACGAAGAGCUCGCCGUUCGCUGGCUACAAGGAUCCUUCCCGAGAGUUCGGCAACAGGUGGUACCACAGUGAUGUACGCCAUCAGCACCUGCUGACAAGAAGAGGCGCGUGGCUCCAGGCAUGCGGGCGGCGGGGUUACCACCAGGAGCCGUCAUCGUCGGUGAGCGGGCUGACGGCCGAAGACCUGGAGAAGGCUCGGCAGAGCAAGCAGGCCGACGUAAAGCCGCACAAGCAGAUGUUGAGCGAAAGAGCCCGUGAGAGGAAAGUGCCCGUAACCCGCCUGAGCAGGCUCGCCAACUUUGGAGGUUUAGCUGUGGGUCUGGGAAUCGGGGCCUUGGCGGAGGUCGCCAAGAAGACCAUGCGACAUAACGACGCGGCAGGAGAGAAUAAAAAGGCCGUGCUGGACUCGAGUCCCUUCUUGUCCGAGGCCAAUGCCGAACGGAUCGUCAGGACUCUGUGCAAAGUGCGAGGGGCCGCGCUCAAGCUCGGCCAGAUGCUCAGUAUUCAAGAUGAUGCCUUCAUCAACCCGCAGCUCGCCAAGAUAUUCGAGCGCGUGCGGCAGAGCGCCGACUUCAUGCCCAUCAAGCAGAUGACGAAAGCACUAAACAGCGACCUGGGUCCAAACUGGAGAGAUAAGCUGGAGUCCUUCGAGGAGCGUCCGUUUGCCGCCGCCUCCAUUGGGCAAGUCCACUUGGCCAGGCUCAAGGACGGCAGGGAGGUGGCCAUGAAAAUACAGUAUCCCGGUGUGGCGCAAAGUAUCAACAGUGACGUCAACAAUCUGAUGACUGUGCUGAGUAUGAGCAACGCGCUUCCCGACGGUCUGUUUCCAGAGCACAUGAUCGAUGUGAUGAGGAGAGAGUUGGCGCUGGAGUGCGACUACUUAAGAGAGGCUCAGUGUGCCAAGAAGUUUAGGGAGCUGCUGAAAGAACACCCGUUCUUCUAUGUCCCGGAGGUUAUAGACGAGCUGAGUAGCAGCCACGUGCUCACCACGGAGCUGGUCCCAGGCUUUCCCCUAGACCAGGCCGAAGGUCUCCCACAGGAACUCAAAAACACGAUCUGCGAGAACAUCCUGAAGCUGUGCCUUAGAGAGUUGUUUGAAUUCCGCUUCAUGCAGACUGACCCAAACUGGUCCAACUUCUUGUACGAUCCGCAGACACACAAGGUGGCGCUGCUGGACUUCGGAGCCACCAGGGGAUUUGAUCAACGUUUCACAGAUGUCUACAUUGAAGUGAUCCGCUCUGCCGCUGAGGGGGACCGAGAAGGAGUUCUGAAGAAGUCCAUCGAGAUGAAGUUCCUCACCGGUUACGAGUCCAAGGCCAUGGAGAACGCCCAUGUGGAUGCGGUGAUGAUACUGGGCGAGGCCUUCACGUCCCAUCACACAUUUGACUUUGGCGCGCAGUCGACCACAGAGCGCAUCCACAACCUGAUCCCCGUUAUGCUGCGGCACCGCCUGACGCCGCCGCCCGAGGAGACGUAUUCGUUGCACCGCAAAAUGGGCGGCUCCUUCCUCAUUUGCUCGCGCCUCAACGCCAAGCUGCAAUGCAAGGACAUGUUCCAGGAGGCCUAUAGGUGCUACUGGGAGGGCCGCAGGCCGCCGGUUUGAUGCGCGGGUCCUGGGACCAAUCAGAAAAAAACGAACGGGUGAGGUUUAAAUGCGCACCGGUGUCGUGUUGAAGGCCAAAGUGGGGGACAAAAUGCGCUGAAAGCAAAUGUAACACGGUUGUUGUUUUCAUGUAUUUUUUUUCCUGUUUUGUUGGACUUUUACAAGCUUAUCAGGGUUAAAGGAUUAUGAGGAGGAGGAUGAUGUUGUCGUGUAAGGUCAGUCGGUGUGGACCAGGACCGUAAGUGUCUUCUUCAAGGCCCUCUGCUUCAGUUUGAGACUAGCUUGCAACACAAAAAAAAGAAAGGAAAAGGGAAAAAAAGCGGCUUUAAAGUGAUUAAAAACUGGAAUAAUUCACGUUCUCAUGUUUAUUACCUUAUGUUUGUCCUUGCUGCUUUUGAUUGCAACGUAGUUUGUCGGGGAGACGUUUCUUUGUUUUUGGCGGUCAGUUUUAAUGAAGCUCAGGGUGAUUUUACCGCAUUACCAUCAACAAGAAAUCUACCAAAAUCUCCUUUUUGUGUCUUGCUUUAUUUGUGUCCAUUUAUGUGGAUUCCACUUGAUUAAAAGAAAAAUGUGUUUGCUGUGAGGCUUGUCCUUUCUUUUCAUUCGCAAACAAGUCAUCGUAAUGAUCAGACUAAGUGCGUGUCCUCCGCUGCGGGUGAGCUUAAUCACAUGCUGCCACCCAAAAUUUGCACAGAUUGUGCUGUUAUAGACGCUAUCGAAUGGCAGGUAGCCGAGAAGUCUUUCCAAACAGAGCCUUUGUUGACUACUCAUCACAAGUAAAUCAUUUAAGUUCAAUCAAUUCACUUCAACACAUGUAAAUAAACAAUAGGACGUAUUACUAAAACAUAAGCUGUAUUACUAUUUCAGCAGAUAAAAGUCAAUUUACCCCAUUCUCUGCUAUUUAUUUUCUUGUCAUCCAAAUAUAAGUUCAGAAAUUAUAUUUAAAAAAGGGGUCUUGUCAUUUGACUGCUUUGGAGAUCAUGUCAAUCUAUUUGUGAUGUUUUUUAUUUGCAUUUUUUUCAUGGGGAUCAAGAUGGUGGGAAAGCAUUUCGAGACAGUCACAAUUAGCUGUGGUGAAUGUUUUGGCAUCUCAGGGCUCUGCUCUCCUAUGUUUAGUUUUGGACUUGCAGGACAAUGUCCUUAUUUGGUCACGAGACGAAAAUCGGCAGCGUGGCCAACAAACUUCAUCGAGGACAGCGGGGCCACCUUUUUGCCCCUCCCUGCUUGGCCUUUGCAUCUGAGCUACAUUCUGGAUAAACAAGUGGACCAGAUGCGUUUUCAUUUUUCACACUUGCAUUUCAUUUUCAGUUUGUCUUGUUUUUGUGUUUUAUAAAGUUAUUUUUCAAAAUGUUUGUUUUUUUUAAACUUAUUUUAUCUUUUGAUGUGGAAACUACAAAAAUAAAAUAAUGGCAAAUCCACAAAGGUGUUAAGUGUGUCAUUUAAUAAGCAGAAUGCACCAUUUACAGAAAUAUUGUAUCAUAAGCCACUGUUCCUUUUUUAUUUAGAUUUUACUAACCC
Messenger RNA from Hippocampus zosterae (dwarf seahorse), 3775 nucleotides. RefSeq names its product coenzyme Q8A, genome duplicate a (gene coq8aa). Gene Ontology annotation, biological process: ubiquinone biosynthetic process. Lineage: Eukaryota; Metazoa; Chordata; Actinopteri; Syngnathiformes; Syngnathidae. The record is from RefSeq and is a predicted model, not a curated record. The coding region runs from base 329 to 2257 and encodes 642 amino acids. The transcript is spliced from 17 exons. Gene Ontology annotation, cellular component: extrinsic component of mitochondrial inner membrane. Gene Ontology annotation, molecular function: kinase activity.